Molecule: messenger RNA, 1646 nt
Organism: Thalassophryne amazonica
Lineage: Eukaryota; Metazoa; Chordata; Actinopteri; Batrachoidiformes; Batrachoididae
Product: histone-lysine N-methyltransferase SUV39H1-like
Exons: 6
Coding region: 20-1255 (411 amino acids)
Cellular component (GO): nucleus
Molecular function (GO): histone H3K9 methyltransferase activity; zinc ion binding; protein binding
Source: RefSeq, a predicted model, not a curated record
UGGCGGCAGCGCAGGAAACAUGGCGGAAAGUUUAAACGAUUGCAGUGUGUCGUGUAAGAUGUCCUGGGUGCAGCUGGAAGCCCUGUGUCGGUUCGAGGGGCUCCAGUGCCAAGACCUGGGGGUCAACCGAGCCAACGUAAAUGAGUAUGAAGUGGAGUUCUUGUGUGACUAUAAGAAAAUUAAGGAGGAGGAGUUCUACCUGGUCAAAUGGAGGAGCUUUCCAGAGUCAGAUAACACUUGGGAACCUAAACGCAACCUGAAAUGCUCACGAAUGAUGAAGCAGUUCCAUCGUGACCUGGAUCAGGUGCUUAGGCGCCACGGGAGGCAUUACAUCCCUAAAAAGCUGAAUAAAGAGGUGACUUCAUUCCUGGUCCAGAAAGCCAAAGUCCGCCAGAGUCUCCAGCGCUGGGAGAACCACUUGAACCAGACGCGCAACCACCCAGGUCAAAUUUUUGUUGAGAAUGAGGUAGACCUCGAAGGCCCGCCUAAGAACUUCACCUACAUCAACAACUAUAAAGUAGGUCCAGGCAUCGUUCUCGAUGAGAUGGCUGUGGGUUGCGAUUGCAAGAACUGUUUGGAUGAACCGGUAAACGGCUGCUGUCCUGGGGCCUCUCUGCACCGCAUGGCAUACAAUGAUCGGGGGCAGGUCCGACUCCGGGCAGGUGAACCGAUAUACGAGUGUAACUCUCGAUGCAGCUGUGGCCCUGAUUGUCCCAACAGAGUGGUGCAGAAGGGAAUCCAGUUUGAUCUGUGCAUCUUCAAAACGGAAAACGGCAGGGGAUGGGGAGUCCGUACACUGCAGCGCAUUAAGAAGAACACCUUCGUCAUGGAGUACGUGGGAGAGAUCAUAACAACUGAUGAAGCCGAGAAAAGGGGCCAUGUGUACGACUGCCAAGGCUCCACGUACCUGUUUGACCUGGACUAUGUGGAAGACGUGUACACGGUGGAUGCUGCUUACCACGGAAACAUCUCCCAUUUUGUCAACCACAGCUGUAACCCCAACUUGCAGGUGUUCAACGUCUUCAUCAACAACAUUGACGAGAGGCUUCCUCGAAUUGCUUUGUUUUCAACGCGACCCAUUCGGGCCGGAGAGGAGCUCACCUUUGACUACAAGAUGCAGAUUGAUCCAGUCGACACCGAAAGCACCAAAAUGGAUUCCAGUUUCAGUUUAGCGGGACUGCCCAGCUCUCCAAAGAAGAGGGUUCGGGUGGAGUGUCGGUGUGGGUCCAACUCGUGUCGGAAAUACCUCUUCUGAAAGGAGACUGAACAUGUCCGAGUGUACAUAGUGUCAGUGUUCUGCUUCUAUCUAUCAUCUGACCUCAGACCAGUGGCCCACUUUGGGCUUGUCCUGAGGACUUCAAUCUGCAUAUUUGACUCAGAAGAACAGUUCUCAGUGUGCUGGAAGAGGAAACACUCUGCAGGUGUCAGAGUUUCUGCUCAAAGACCAUCAGAAGUUACAUGAUGCUCCAGGGCCGCGUGUCUUCAUAGAAACUCCAAAGACUGAAGCUUCAAGUCUGCUGAGGCUGAACGCCAUCAAAGACCAAAACCACAGCAGCCUGUCCCGUUAGCCCGUUAGUGUGUGGCACUAACAUUAGCCUGUGACAUGUCCUGUCACCGUGUGGUGCGAAUGUUAGCCUGCGACAGUC